AUGGCCGACUCUCAGGCAAUAGGUACGGUGUCGAGUACAACAACUGCACAUGAGCAAAUAACUAAUACUAGUGGAGCAGAUCUAGAGAAAGAAACAGCGCAAGCUCAAACCGAAGACCAAAUCCUCGUACAAACAUGCGCCGCAAUGGUCAACAACCCUCAUGAAUCAGCCUCUCAAAUAAGUGGCUUUACAGCUAGUCCGAUAACACCACCUCUAGGCACGGGAGUCCCUGGCCAGAAUAAGUGUAUCGUCGAUUACAAUCACCAGCCGUACUCGAUGACUUGGUCGGGUUCGCCGCACGAGUACCCUGAUCUUGAGAGAUUCCCCCACCUUGAAAAUGUCGAGGUUUCCUUGAUAAACCAAAAUCCCACAAUAGCUGCAAUCUGGAGAGACUCGGAGUUACUGGACUAUGGCACCCACGCAUCUGUUCGAAUCGCCGAAAGCGACUUAUUUCCUAUCCUCAAAUUCGCCCACCACGACAAGCUGUCUAUACAUCUGAUCGCACAUGAAUUCGAUGUGCUUGCUGCUUUGAAGAAGAAAGGGCUGUCCGUUGUAGACUUCGAUCCGCAGCCCAUCAUGGAUAGCGGAACAUUUUGCGGCUACCGAAUGGAAAAGCUCUUCAGAGUUGAACUUGAUGAGUUUCGUUCAAGAAUUGACGAUAUCAAGUAUGAGCUUGAUCGGUUCCAUUCUGCAAGCUUCUCGCACGGGGACUUUAGUCCUAGCAAUGUCAUGAAAGACAAAAAUGGUCAUAUUGUUUUGACUGACGCGAGCUGUUGGGAAGUGCGGUGCCUUCAUUUUUCCCGCGCUGGCGCUGUUUAA
This is a messenger RNA of Glarea lozoyensis ATCC 20868, 819 nucleotides long. RefSeq names its product Protein kinase-like (PK-like). NCBI's taxonomy places the organism in Eukaryota, Fungi, Ascomycota, Leotiomycetes, Helotiales, Helotiaceae. The coding region runs from base 1 to 819 and encodes 272 amino acids. The record is from RefSeq and is a predicted model, not a curated record. The transcript has a single exon.